Molecule: messenger RNA, 795 nt
Organism: Cylas formicarius (sweet potato weevil)
Lineage: Eukaryota; Metazoa; Arthropoda; Insecta; Coleoptera; Brentidae
Exons: 3
Coding region: 195-719 (174 amino acids)
Biological process (GO): sleep; positive regulation of voltage-gated potassium channel activity; regulation of synaptic transmission, cholinergic
Source: RefSeq, a predicted model, not a curated record
GGGAGAAAAUGGGAUGACGUCAUCGCUCAAUCGUCUUUCCUUCGUUUCCGCGUUAAAUGCUGCACAAAUAACUGAUCGUAUACAACACGUAUGUGUGAUAGGACAUGUUUUUAAUGUUGUGAGGAGGUGCUGACACCGCCGCUAGUUCUUAUGGUGUUGGGCAGGUUUAGGUAUUGCGGAAUUACGUAACGAGGAUGUUCACAAAGGGGCUGUUUCCGGGUAUACUGAUUACGGCGCUAAGUUUUGCGUCGGUCAAAUGCCGCGACGAGAACCAUGUGGUAUACAUUUCUGAUGAAAUAUGGAGGACGGAAACGCCUUUGAGGUGCUACGACUGCAACUCUGAGUUCGAUCCUAGAUGUGCCGACCCCUUUAACGACUAUACAAUAGGAAUAGUUAAUUGCUCGGAACUGAAACCCCCCGAGCAUUUGAUCAAUUUUGACCAGCACCCGAACGACAAACUCAAGCCGACCGUGUGUCGGAAGAUCGUUCAAAAAAUUCAAGGUAAAACCAGGGUGAUACGCGAAUGCGGCUACAUCCAAGACACAUAUGACGACAAGAACUGCGCCUUAAGAUCCGGCACCAAGGACGUGCAGUUGAUCUACUGCUCUUGUACGAAAUCGCUGUGCAACUUGGGUCACGCUGCCAUUCGACCGUCGCCGCUACUUCUAGGUCUAAUUUUUGCCGUUCUUAUGAUCGUAUCAUUGAAAAUGAGAAAAUAAACGCCGAAUUACUAAGGGUAAACUCUCGACUGGUGCUAAUUCCGUCUGAUUGGAUGGAAUUGACAACACUUCCGAA